CAUCAUCAUCAUCAUGAUGACAUGAAUCUUUAAAUCUCUCGAAAUUCAUUUCAACAAUCGUCCAUCAUUAUAUAAUCAAUCAUGAUUUCAACAACAACAAUAAUUUUAUUGUCAUUACUGGCAAUAAUGUUGGCCAAUAAUUCAAUGGCCAAUACAUUUAUAUGGGAUCCAAAUAAUACGGAUAAUAUUGAAUUGAUUCGAUCACCAUUUAGUCGCUCUCAUCAAACAUUUGCCAAUCCACCAAAAUGCGUUCCAAUUCCAGCCAAUCUUACACUGUGUAAUGGUAUUAAAUAUCAACAAAUGCGUCUACCAAAUCUACUUUUACAUGAAACAAUUAAUGAAAUUAUUGAACAAUCUAGUUCAUGGUUACAAUUAUUAAGAAUUGGUUGCCAUCCAGAUACAAAAUUAUUUCUUUGUUCAUUAUUUAGUCCUGUAUGCCUGGAUCAAACAAUACCACCAUGUAGAUCAUUAUGUGAAAAUGUACGUAGAAAUUGUGAACCAUCAAUGUUGGUACAUGGUUAUCAAUGGCCACCAAUGAUGCAAUGUAAUUUAUUUCCAAUUGAAAAUAAUAUGUGCAUUGAAUCACAACAACAACAACAACAGACAACUACUACAACCGAUAAAUCAAUAAAUCAUAAUGUUGGUCAAUCAUCGAUUCGUGGCAAUAACAACAACAAAAUCAAUCAAUCAAAUAAUAAUCGAACCGAAAUGGAACAAUUUCAACGAAAAUUAAUGAAUUCUAUUUGCAAUUCGGAUUGGGUAAUCAAAAUUGGCCUAAAUCAAAUACGUAACAAUCGUAUACGAGUAAAAAAAUUCAAACCAAUAUUUGGUACAUUAAAUGUGCCAUUACCAUUUGCAUUGAAUAUAAAUAAAUCAAUGAUCAUAAUUGAUUCGAAUGAUGACCAGAAUGUAGAAUCUAACAUUACGAAUCGAACAUUGCCUAAUCGAAUAAAAUCAAAUAGAGAAAAAUUUAUUAUUAUUGGUCGUGGUAAUGAUCACCCGAAUGAUUUACAGGUCAUUUUAGCUUUAAGUUGGCAAAAAAAUACCGCACAAAUCAAAAAAGCUAUUCGUAAAGUAAAAAAUAAUGAUGGUUGUAAGAAAUUUUUGAUGAAAAUUUCCAAUUCAUCACAACAAUCAUCAUCGAUUCAUAAUGUUUCGAUAGCAAACAAUGAACAAACCAGAACAACAGCGAAACGUAAUCGAAAUCGUAAUCGAAAAAAGAAUUCAAACAUAGCAAGAAGAGAAUGAAUGAAUGUCCAAUGCCAAAAAAUCGAUACCAUCUCAUUUCAUUAAAUCAUUCAUUCAUUUUCAUGGAUGAAUUAU
This is a messenger RNA of Dermatophagoides pteronyssinus (European house dust mite), 1323 nucleotides long. RefSeq lists its product as uncharacterized. The record is from RefSeq and is a predicted model, not a curated record. NCBI's taxonomy places the organism in Eukaryota, Metazoa, Arthropoda, Arachnida, Sarcoptiformes, Pyroglyphidae. Gene Ontology annotation, biological process: non-canonical Wnt signaling pathway; canonical Wnt signaling pathway. Gene Ontology annotation, molecular function: Wnt-protein binding.